CUCUCUUCACCCUUUCUCUCACUUCUGUGUCUGCCCAAAUUGCCAUUUCUGAGUGUGUCAGCUUCACCUUUGGGUGGAGUUAAACAGGGAUCACAAUAAUCUCCUCCAUUAUUGUCAUCUUGACAUCGACUCUUCUCUCUCUCUCUCCUCCUUCUCUCUCUAUAUUACCCAUUUCGCCUCCACCCUUCCGCUUCUUCUCUUCCCCCUUUCUCCCCCUCCACGCUCCAGUUUGUAUCACUCCAACUCCAAUCUCAAUCUCCUGGACCCAUGUAUCAAAUCUGAAUCUUUGCUCUCUGUUUCCAAUCUCCAAUCGAAUCUUUGACUCCCGGUCUUCGAAUCCUCUUCUGGGUCUUUUCCUCGCGUCCCUCUCGCUCGAGUGAGAAGGUUUUUCCAGCUCGUUCCUCAAGCAAAGACCCUUUGCGACCAGCUAGCUACAUUGAGCUUUGGGGUUGACCAUCGUCCGCCGUCCACGAUCGAUCCGGAACGAAGUCAUGAGCUUGGGGUCUUGGUAAUUUCCACGUGGGGGUGGGGUGGGGUGGGGUGGGGGAGGUCAUGGAUCCGAGUAAAUCGCGCGACUCGGCCGAGUCGACUCGCGUGAUACAGUUCCCGAACGAUGUCCUGGAGCGGAUUCUCUCCCUCAUAGACUCGCACCGGGACCGGAGCGCCGUCUCCCUCGUGUCCAAGGCCUGGUACAACGCCGAGCGGUGGACGCGGCGGCACGUCUUCAUCGGCAACUGCUACGCCGUGUCGCCGCAGAUCGUGGCCCGCCGGUUCCCCAACAUCCGCAGCGUCACGCUCAAGGGGAAGCCCCGGUUCUCCGACUUCAACCUCGUGCCGCCGAACUGGGGGGCAGAAGUGCACGCGUGGCUCGCGGUGUUCGCGGAUCAGUAUCCGCUGCUUGAGGAGCUGAGGCUCAAGAGGAUGACCGUGACGGACGAGAGCUUGAAGUUCUUGGCUCGCAAGUUCCAGAAGUUCAGGGCGCUCUCGCUCCUAAGCUGCGAUGGCUUCAGUACGAAUGGUCUCGAGGCAAUCGCAACUGACUGCAGACAUUUGACUGAGCUGGAUAUACAAGAGAAUGGCAUUGAUGAUAUCAGUGGCAACUGGUUAAGUUGCUUCCCCGAAAACUUCACAUCAUUGGAGGUGCUGAACUUUGCAAGUCUGAGUAGUGACGUGAAUUUUGAUGCUCUUGAGAGGCUCGUAAGUCAGUGUAAGUCACUGAAGAUUUUGAAGGUUAAUAAAAAUAUUACGCUAGAACAAUUACAGAGGCUGCUUGUCCGUGCGCCUCAAUUGACCGAGCUUGGUACUGGUUCGUUUUUACAAGAGCUUACUGCUCACCAGUAUGAGGAACUUGAAAGAGCUUUCAUUGGUUGCAAGAAUCUGCAUGCUCUCUCUGGCUCAUGGGAAGCUACGACACUAUAUCUACCAGUUCUUUACCCAGCCUGUACAAAUUUGACUUUUCUGAAUUUAAGUUAUGCUGCUUUGCCAAGUGAAGAACUUGCUAAGCUUGUUGCCCACUGUCCACAUCUUCAGCGUCUCUGGGUACUUGACACCAUUGAAGAUGUAGGGCUUCAGGCUGUUGCCUCGAAUUGUCCCCUUUUAGAGGAGCUUCGAGUCUUCCCAGCUGAUCCUUAUGACCAGGACAUUAAUCGGGGUGUGACUGAAUCAGGUUUUCUUGCUGUGUCGCUUGGCUGCCGCAAGCUCCACUAUGUCCUAUACUUUUGCCGUCAGAUGACAAAUGCUGCUGUAGCCAGAAUUGUGCAGAAUUGCCCUGGUUUUACCCACUUUCGUCUUUGCAUAAUGAAGCCCGGGCAACCUGAUUACGUAACAAAUGAACCUAUGGACGAAGGUUUUGGUGCAGUUGUGAAGACUUGCACGAAUCUCCGAAGGCUCGGGGUUUCUGGUCUUUUGACUGACUUGACAUUCGAGUAUAUCGGAAGAUAUGCUAAGAACUUGGAAACGCUGUCGGUGGCUUUUGCUGGGGGUAGUGAUCGCGGAAUGCAGUGUAUACUGGAUGGUUGCCCAAAGUUGAGGAAACUUGAAAUAAGGGAUAGUCCAUUUGGUAACGGAGCUCUUCUUUCGGGCCUGGAGAAGUACGAGUCAAUGAGAUCUUUGUGGAUGUCUGCUUGCAAAGUGACGCUAAAUGGUUGUAAGAUGUUGGCUAGGCAAAGGCCACGGUUGAAUGUUGAGGUAAUGAAGGAUGAGGAUAUGGAUGAUGGCCAGUCUUAUAAAGUUUAUGUUUACCGUACUGUUGCUGGACCAAGGACAGAUGCUCCAUCUUUUGUCCAUACUCUAUGAAGUUGAUAAUUAGAGGAAGCUGGUGCCAGGAUUCUGGAACUUUGGAGGGCAGCCUGUGUUGUGCAAAGUUGGCACUCGUGCUAAUGCUGUAGCUGGGGGGAUGGGACAGAACUCGCGUUCCUGUUGCCUCGAACUGUUUCACAAGGCUGCCGCCUGAGGUGCUCAAUUUGUUGUGGCAAGACGCCUUGAAAUUUAACUUCUUGUAGACUCGUGAAAUUUCCUUCCUUUUAUUGUAUUUCCUACCGAGUGUCAUUUAACUCUUGUUGAUGUAAACUCUGCUGUUUAGUAAUGAAAUUAUUUCUUCCUCUUACCAAAAAAAGCCGCAGCUCA
Rhodamnia argentea is the source of this 2625-nucleotide messenger RNA. Its product is annotated as protein TRANSPORT INHIBITOR RESPONSE 1-like. Gene Ontology annotation, cellular component: SCF ubiquitin ligase complex. Gene Ontology annotation, biological process: SCF-dependent proteasomal ubiquitin-dependent protein catabolic process. Lineage: Eukaryota; Viridiplantae; Streptophyta; Magnoliopsida; Myrtales; Myrtaceae. Gene Ontology annotation, molecular function: protein binding. The record is from RefSeq and is a predicted model, not a curated record. The transcript has 4 exons. The coding region runs from base 553 to 2295 and encodes 580 amino acids.